Messenger RNA from Alligator sinensis (Chinese alligator), 1418 nucleotides. RefSeq names its product HRAS like suppressor (gene PLAAT1). Bases 98 to 607 code for a protein of 169 amino acids. The record is from RefSeq and is a predicted model, not a curated record. Gene Ontology annotation, biological process: N-acylphosphatidylethanolamine metabolic process. Gene Ontology annotation, cellular component: cytoplasm. Lineage: Eukaryota; Metazoa; Chordata; Crocodylia; Alligatoridae. Gene Ontology annotation, molecular function: glycerophospholipid phospholipase A1 activity; A2-type glycerophospholipase activity. The transcript has 3 exons.
CCUUCCCGUGAAUUCUCUGUCCCAGGCGCCUCGCCCCACGCCACGGGAUCGGGUGGAAACCCAGGCUGAGCCGGCGUCUCCCUGCCUCCCCUUGCAGAUGGCAGCUAACGACAGCUUCAGCGUGACCUACCCUGGCAACCCUCAGCCCGGGGACCUGAUCGAGGUCUUCCGGCCGGCCUACCAGCACUGGGCGCUGUACCUGGGGGACGGGUACGUCAUCAACGUGGCGCCUGUAGACGAGGGGGCCGCGGCCUCCCUGGCCAGCGCCAAGUCGGUGUUCAGCCGCAAGGCGCUGGUGAAGAUGCAGCUCCUGAAGGACGUGGUGGGCAGCGACACGUACAAGAUCAACAACAAGUACGACGACGCCUACACGCCCCUGCCCGUGGAAGAGAUCAUCCGGCGCGCCGAGUUCCUCAUCGGCCAGGAGGUCUCCUACGACCUGCUGGGCAACAACUGCGAGCACUUCGUCACGCUGCUGCGCUACGGCGAGGGUGUCUCCGAGCAGGCCAACCGAGCCAUCGGUGCCAUUGGGUUCGUAACCGCUGCCGCCGGCGCUUUCUCCUUGCUGGGCUUCUUUCAGAACAAGUCCCGAGAGCGGCACUGUUAAUCGCGUGCCCGGGUGCACGUCCGGCACCGACGCUGGAAUCCAGCCUGCACGGGGCAGCUGGCGGAUGAAGCUGCAGCGGACACAGACCGUCGUACACCAGGACGUCCAGCUGGAGCGUGCAUCGGGUCGAUCUGGGCGCGAUGGUGUGCCUGCGCGUUGCAGUGCAGCAACGAGCGACGGCUUCGCCCUGGCGGGCACGGCUUUGCUGGGCACUGGUGCGCUGAACUGGGAAAGGCGCCUGCUGCGCGCUGGCUGCUGACGGGGCUUGUCCAGACUCUGUUCUCCUGGGGCUUUUCAGUGAAUAGCUUUGGUUUUUUUUACUUGUUUGGAAACCCGUUUUUACACAUUUUUAGAGGAAUAUUUUUGAACUGUGAUAACCUUCCCCUCCAUUGCCCAACGGACUCUACGCACGGCCGGUCACACUGGCUUGCAACUGUCCUCGUGUAGGUGCUCGGGACACGUGCUGCACCUCGGAGCUGCCGCCGUGUCGAGCCCGGAGCUGCGUGACACGGGAAGGAGGAGCGAGUCCCGACUCUAGCGGUCCCUCCUAUGUUUGACUUGCUCCAAGAAACGGAUUUCCUCCCUCCUGCCUGUGCAGCGGUUUCUUUGCGCUGCUCCGUGGAGCUGUCAGGAGCGGGACUCAUCCUCAGACGGGCUGGGAGAGCCACCCCCAUCAAGGAGCACACGGCAUCUCCUUGGCAGAGCCUUACUCAGAAUUUGCAGGACUUUGCCACAGGUUCAGUUAAAGCUGGAGAGGAACCAGCUAUAAAGCUGUUACGCAUUUUCAAGCGUACAGGCAGGCCGGAAUCGG